Myripristis murdjan (pinecone soldierfish) is the source of this 5292-nucleotide messenger RNA. Its product is annotated as rho-associated protein kinase 2-like. The record is from RefSeq and is a predicted model, not a curated record. Gene Ontology annotation, cellular component: cytoplasm; centrosome; cytoskeleton. The coding region runs from base 380 to 4600 and encodes 1406 amino acids. Gene Ontology annotation, biological process: Rho protein signal transduction; positive regulation of centrosome duplication; peptidyl-threonine phosphorylation. The transcript is spliced from 32 exons. Gene Ontology annotation, molecular function: small GTPase binding; Rho-dependent protein serine/threonine kinase activity; ATP binding. Lineage: Eukaryota; Metazoa; Chordata; Actinopteri; Holocentriformes; Holocentridae.
GCUACAGGUUGGGCACGUUGCGGUCGGGUUGGACUGAGCUGAGCUUACCUGGAGACCGGAGGGCGCACCUGGAGGAGCCGCGCGCCUUCACUCCGCCCCGACACGUCCGCGCGGGUUCCGCCUCGUGUGAAAUAUUAAUUAAAAGUAGCAGAGUGACCCACGGCUUCGUCAGCGGUUCGAUAAUUAACCUGGCAGUCCGGUCGCCACAAGCCGUGGAGUUUACUGAGGAGCUGGCAUGGUGCUGUUCAUCCAGGUUUCGUAGCGCGGUGCGCCCGCCGCCCGUGUUUGUCCCCGGACAAACAAAACACAGGUGUUUAGUGUUGUAGUUUUUGUGCGUCUCAUUUUUUUUUAACCUCACUGGAUAUCCUACACUGCUGUCAUGUUUGGAGCGGAGAAGAGACUGGAGAGCCGGCUGAAAAAGCUGGAGUCCAUAAUGAGGGACCCGCAGUCGGCUGUAAACUUGGAAACCCUGCUGGAUUCCAUUAAUGCACUGGCUCUUGAUUUGGACUACCCUGCCCUGCGGAAAAACAAGAACAUAGACGCCUUCCUGAAUCGAUAUGAAAAGGCCGUGGGUCAGCUGCGAGAUCUGCAGAUGAAGCUGCAAGACUUUGAUAAAGUGAAGCUGAUCGGGAGAGGAGCUUAUGGAGAAGUUCAGCUGGUCCGUCACAAGGCCUCUCAGAAGGUUUACGCCAUGAAGCAGCUCAGCAAAUUUGAGAUGAUAAAGCGCUCGGACUCGGCCUUCUUCUGGGAGGAGAGGGACAUCAUGGCCUUCUCCAACAGCCCCUGGGUCGUCCAGCUAUGCUGUGCCUUUCAAGACGACCACAGCCUCUACAUGGUGAUGGAGUUCAUGCCCGGCGGAGACCUGGUCACCCUGACCAUGAACUACGACAUGCCCGAGAAGUGGGCGCGCUUCUACACGGCCGAGGUGGUGCUGGCGCUGGACGCCAUCCACUCCAUGGGCUUCAUCCACCGCGACGUCAAGCCCGACAACAUGCUGCUGGACCAACACGGACACCUCAAGUUAGCCGACUUUGGCACGUGCAUGAAGAUGGACUCGUCUGGCAUGGUGCACUGUGACACAGCAGUAGGCACUCCCGACUACAUCUCCCCUGAGGUGCUCAAGUCCCAGGGUGGCGAUGGUUACUAUGGUCGUGAGUGCGACUGGUGGUCUGUGGGCGUCUUUAUCUUCGAGAUGCUGGUUGGUGAAACUCCGUUCUAUGCCGAGUCCUUGGUGGGAACUUACGGGAAGAUCAUGGAUCACAAGAACUCCCUCACCUUCCCAGAUGAUAUUGAGAUGUCUAAGGAUGCCAAAGCCCUCAUCUGUGCCUUUCUCUCAGACAGGGAGGUUCGCCUGGGACGCACUGGAGUGGAUGAGAUCAAACGCCACCCCUUCUUCAAGAACGACCAGUGGACCUUCGACACCAUCCGAGACACUGUGGCUCCAGUUGUGCCAGAACUGAGCAGUGACAUAGACACCUCAAACUUUGAUGAAAUAGAGGAUGAUAAACGCAAUGCCGAGACCUUCCCUCAACCCAGAGCCUUUGUCGGCAACCAGCUACCAUUUGUCGGCUUCACUUACUUCAAGGAGGACCAGCUGCUGAGUGGGAAUAAAGGCGGCUCUGUGGAGGAUUCAGACGACUGUAAGGAUAGCUCUGAGGAAAAGGAGUAUUGCUCAGACAGCAAGCGAGAGCUGCAGAAAAAGCUCAACCGGCUCGAGGAACAGCUCAACCAUGAGAUGCAGGCCAAAGAUGAGCUGGAACAGAAGUGCAAAGAUACCACCAGCCGUCUAGAGAAGUUGGUCAAAGAAUUAGACGAGGAGAUGAGCGGCAGGCAGAAAGUGGAGUCGUCUCUGAGGCAGCUGGAGAGGGAGCGAGCCCUGCUGCAGCACCAGAGCGCCGAGAACCUGCGCAAGGUGGAGAUCGAGACGGACCGGAAACGCAGCCUGGAGAACGAAUUGAACAACCUGAGAGACCAGCUGGAGGAGCUGAAGAGGAGGAACCAGAACUCCCAAAUCUCCACUGAGAAGAACCUUCAGCUGCAGAGACAACUCGAGGAGGCUAACGCCAUACUUGAGGCUGAGCAGGAGGCGGCGGGGCGGCUGAAGAAGAGUCACGCAGAGGUUCAGAAGCAGGCGCAGGCUCUGGAGGUGAGCCUCGGGGAGAUGCAGGACAAGUGCAGCCAGCUAGAAAACACGAAGAUGGAGCUGGAGAAGCAGCUGAUGGGCGUGCAGGCCGAGCUGGAGUCUGAGAGGAGAGACCGCAACCUUGGGACGGAGACCAUCGCCGACCUGCAGGGGCGUAUCUCAGGCCUGGAAGAGGAGGUGAAAGAGGUUAAGUCAUCUCUCUCCAAGGCCCAGACGGAGAAGAAGCAGCUGCAGCAGAAGCUCACUGACCUUGAGAAGGAGAAGAGCAAUCAAGAGAUUGACCUGACGUUCAAGCUGAAGUCGCUCCAGCAGAGUCUGGAGCAGGAAGAGGCAGAACACAAGGCCACCAAAGCCAAGCUCGCUGAUAAAAACAAGAUCUACCAGUCCAUCGAGGAGGCCAAGUCGGGGGCUUUAAAAGAGAUGGAGCGCACCCUCCAGGAGGAGCGCAGCCUGAAGCUCCAGGUGGAGGGGAAUCUGCUGCAGCUGGAGAAGGACCACUCCAUGCUGGACUGUGACUACAAGCGGGCUCAGCACAAACUGGAUGAGAUGCAGGCGCACAAGGAUAAACUCUCUGAAGAGGUGAAGAACCUGAGCUUGCGCCUGGAGCAGGAGAUCCAGAAACGGAGCCUGAGCCAGAACGAUCUGAAGGUGCAGAGCCAGCAGGUGUCCAUGCUCCGAUCCUCAGAGAAGCAGCUCAAACAGGAGCUCAACCACCUGCUGGACAUGAAGCAGAGCCUGGAGAAGCAGAACCAGGAGCUGCGCAGGGAGAGGAAGGAGGCUGACGGACAGUUGAAGGAACUUAAGGAUCAACUGGAAGCCGAGCAAUAUUUCACGACCCUUUACAAGACGCAGAUCCGUGAGCUAAAGGAGGAGUGUGAUGAGAGGAAUAAACUGUUCAAGGAGGCACAGCAGAGACUGGAGGAGUACCAGGAGGAGAGGGAUUCCCUCGCGUCCCAGCUGGAAGUGAGUCUGACCAAGGCGGACUCGGAGCAGCUGGCGCGCUCCAUCGCCGAGGAGCAGUACUCAGACCUGGAGAAAGAGAAGAUCAUGAAGGAGCUGGAGAUCAAAGACAUGAUGGCGAGGCACAAGCAGGAGCUCAGCGACAAGGAGGCCACCAUCAGCUCGCUGGAGGAGUCCAACCGCACGCUGACGGUGGAUGUGGCCAACCUGGCCAGCGAGAAAGAGGAGCUCAACAACCAGCUGAAGGAACUGCAGCAGCAGCUACAAAAAGCCAAGGAGGAGGAGAAGCAGAUGAACUCCGUCAAGCUCUCCUUUGAGAAGCAGCUGCAGAACGAGAGGACGCUGAAGAUCCAGGCUAUCAACAAGCUCGCCGAGGUCAUGAACCGGAGGGAGACGGUGCGUGGUGGUCACCGCGGUAACGACACGGAGGUGCGCAGGAGGGAGAAGGAGAACAGGAAGCUGCAACUGGAGCUGAGAUCAGAGAAGGAGAAACUCAACAGCACCAUCAUCAAAUACCAGCGAGAGCUGAACGAGAUGCAGGCGCUGAUAGCAGAUGAGAGCCAGGUUCGCCUGGAGCUUCAGAUGGCUCUGGACAGUAAGGACAGCGACAUCGAGCAGCUGCGUUGUCAGCUCUCCUCCCUCAGCGUUCACUCGCUGGACUCCACCAGCAUCAGCAGCGGCAACGAUCUGGACAUGGACGACGGAUACCCAGCAGACACCAGGCUGGAGGGUUGGCUCUCGCUGCCUGCCAAGAACACAAAGCGAUUUGGCUGGGACAAAAAGUAUGUAGUGGUGAGCAGUAAGAAGAUCCUGUUCUACAACAGUGAGCUGGACAGAGAGCAGUCCAAUCCCUUUAUGACCCUGGACAUCGACAAGCUGUUCCAUGUCCGACCAGUCACUCAGACAGAUGUGUAUCGUGCAGACGCCAGAGAAAUCCCUAGGAUAUUCCAGAUCCUGUAUGCCAACGAAGGAGAGAGCAAACGUGACCAGGAAGUGGAGCCCUUGCCGUUUGGCGAGCGUCCCUCCUACAUCAGCCACAAGGGCCACGAGUUCAUCCCCACUCUCUACCACUUCCCCUCCAACUGUGAGGCCUGCACCCGGCCGCUGUGGCACGUCUUCAAGCCGCCGCCGGCCCUCGAGUGCCGCCGCUGCCACACCAAGUGCCACAAAGACCACCUGGACAGGAAAGAGGAGGUCAUUGCGCCUUGCAAGGUGAACUACGACAUGUCCACUGCCAAAGAUAUGCUCCUGCUGGCCAAUUCUCAGGAGGAGCAGCAGCGCUGGGUGAGCCGGCUACUCAAACGCGUCCCCAGGAAACACCCGGUGGCCAGCCCCCCCUCGGCAGCACAAGCCCUCCCUCCUGAACCAACGCCGCGCUCCUCUCCGCGCCUCUCCCCCCGUAACUCGCCCAGGGGCUCCCCUCACAUGUCGCCCCACCGCGGAGCCAUGAAAGUCCAGUCCAGCAGACAGCAACAGCCUGCAGGGAAGCCCAGUUAACCCUGGCUACUCAGAGAUGUGUAUUUUCAGCAUCAUGUGGAUUAUUAACCGUGGUCUGGACGCAGUGCCUACAUGUGUUGUUCGUUCAGGAACAUAGACUGCAAAAUGCCAAGUGUGGACAGCAACUUUAAUAGAAACUGGAUUUCAUCAUGGGAACUGGGACUCUCCGUGUCAUUUUUUUUACAGGAAGAACAUGAGCACAGUAUUCAUCUAAUUUAUGUUCAAGAGGGAGACUUCUGCCAUCGGGAGGAAAGAAAAAUAAAAAAUUCAGCACAAGCUGACACAGACAUGGACGUUUUCAACUUUUCAUCGGAGAUACAUUGACUCAAUUAAAUUUGGUUUUGUGAAGUGUUAGGCGUGUGUGCGUGCGUGUGUGUGUGUGAACAUUUGUAUAUAAGAGUGAGAGGUCUGUCCGUGUAUGGCAUCACAGAAACCGCAGCUCACAUUAUGUGACUGAUUGUGACAGUUAUAUUUUUCUGGAUACAACAUAUAACUCAGCACAUACAUCAUGCACAACUUAUUCUCGACCUGUAAAUGUAAGAAUGGAACGUUUUACAGCAUAAUCAUUUUAUUAUACAAAGCAAAAAUGAUCCAUUUACAGCACAUGACAGAAUAAUGUGAACAAAAAGUGUAUUCCUAUAUAUUUUCCCUUUGCCAUUCAUUACAAAAUUAAAUAAAUUCUGCUACCCUAA